AUGGACUUCUCCUCCUUCGCGGGCUUUGCACAGGCCGUGCUCUUUCGUUUUAUGCAUAAAGCUGAGGUGCACGGUGUCUAUCAGAGCCUGUCGUUGCAGAGGGCGGCAUGGAUGGAGACUGGCAAUGCGCGGAGCCUGGCUACACUGAGUGAGGGCGACAGGCUCUGGGAGCUCGUGCAAGAAUCGGGCAUCCAGGCAGCUCAGAGGCGAUGGCCACUGAUGAUCGAUCUGCAGAGAGAGGCCAACAAGUACAUCAAGCUCUAUGAAAACAUCGCCGGUCAGCAGAGGAUGGGAACAUGCAAGCUCCGGGACCCCAUCGCAGACGGUG
Symbiodinium necroappetens is the source of this 328-nucleotide messenger RNA. The record is from the annotation of a GenBank genome assembly. NCBI's taxonomy places the organism in Eukaryota, Dinophyceae, Suessiales, Symbiodiniaceae.